AUGUCUGAGCGUGCUGGGUUAACAAAUAAGGGGAAAGAUGGCAAGACCAAGUACUCAUCGCUUAAUCUCUAUGAUACUUACAAGGGAGAUACAAGUAAACCUCAACGAACUACAGUAAGUCAUGGCCGUGGAUUGCAAAGCUUGGGAAAAGUGGGGACCUCACGCCGAGUACCACCACCAGCUGUCCUACCUAGUUUAAGAAGUGAAAGUGGAGGAAACGACCCUAACAUCAGCUUAGUGCCAGAAGGUGGCUCAGGAUGGAAAUCAAAAGACCAAAGAGAUACAAGAAUGCCAGCACCUAACAGAGGAGCUGGUCCCUCAAGACGCGAUGAUGCUCAGAGACCAGCUAUUAUAAGUGAGAAAACUCUACUGCAGUUAGAUGAUCUAGAAAAUGAUCUUGAUGAUUCAGGAUGGGCAGGUGCCCCACAAGAGGUAGACUAUGGCGAGAAACUGGUAUUUAGUGAUGAUGAAAGCCAGGUUACCCCAAAGUCAAAGAAUGAUAGGAAGAAUGAUGCGGAUACGUCAAACAGAAAUGAAGAAGAUUCAAGGUCAACCCAUGAGAGGCCUCCAUUGAAGACUAAUAGGGAGAGAGAUGAAAGAACUCAAUCUUCAAGACAGGCAUGGUCACAGCCGAAGGAAAGUACAAAUGCACCAAAACAGUCCCUGCCACCUACAGUGAACCAACCUCAACAAGCUACUAGACCACCAUUGUUAAACCAUCCAACCAGACAACCUACUCCAAUGGGACAACAGAGGUGGCAUUCACAAGGAAUGGCAACACCCAAUUAUGAACCAAGACCUUCAUCAGGUCAUUUUCAACAGCCACCUAACCGUUUUGUGCAUCCUCAUGGAGGCGGUGGGCAUCCCGGUAUGCCAAAUGCACUGCACAGUGGGCAUCCUCAACAGGUUGCCUCUGCUGGUGGGCAUAGCUUAGGGAUGCCCAGUAGCGGACAUCUUGGUCAUCUUGCUUCUUCAAGUCAAGCUCAUCAACCACCACCACUACCACAACCCACAGCAUCAACUGCCAUCCCUGGUGCCCCGCAAGCUAAACCACAAACGGUGCAUCUUCCUCCUCAGAUCCAAGCAUUAGAUGAAGAAGACGUGACAUGGCACCAACAAAGACACAAACAAUCUGAAAAAAUGACAAGUGCAAUUGAAAGAGCAAGGCAACGCAGAGAAGAUGAUUCAAAGUCUGAGGAAGAGCGAAAAGCUGCAGCACAAGAAAAAUUACGAUUGCUAGAAGAAAAAAUUGCACGUAGAAAAGGAGAUCCAGCUGCAAAAACAUCCAGUGAUGAAGAUACUAGUGGGAAAGCUGUUGAUACAGUAAAACGACAAAGAACUGAAAGUGAGGGCAGUGAGGGUUCAAGGCAAGGCAACAGAAGCGCUAGUGGAUACACAUCUGGAGGGUACGGUUCAAGGUCCACCGCUAAAAACUUACCACCACGGUUUCAAAAGCAGGAAAUGAUGCGACAACAGGAACAGCAAUUACAGGGCCCAUCAAGUCGAGGCAUUAAGCAACCAAUUUUACACGCACAAGGUGAACAGCGUCCACAGUGGACAGGACAAACAGGACCACCACCUGUUCCAGCAUUUGUUGGAGAUCCGAGAGUGUUACAAGGACCCCCUGAUCGAUCAUUUAACACUAGGAGACGGCAAGAUAGCCAGGGCUCUGAUAGGCAAGCUAGAGAUGAUGACGAUUUACAACCACCUUACCACCAGCGGAGGAUAUCUAGCGAUAGAGACUCUCCAGAUGAAAGCAAAAGACCAAUAAGGAAUGUGAAGGAUACAUUAGAAAGAAGCAAAAAUGCUUUUCCACAAAGUAACAGAAUUGAUGAUGUUAUGGUUAAGCAAAGUGAAUAUGUGAUGGAUAGAAUGUCAUCAAGAAGUGAGAACCGUAGAGAACAUUGGAAACCUGAAAAUGAUACAAUUAAAAAAACAGAACACUAUACUGAUAUUGAAAAGAAUGAGAAAACAUUGACUAACAUUAUAGAUGAUGGACAAAAUGACACAAAACAAAGUAGCCAAUCAACUAAACCAUCCAAUGACCAAAUAUAUAACCAAGUGGAUGUAGCAAGGCCUAGUUAUGACAAACAAGAGGAAGGUAAGCAUACCUUUUCUAAAAAGGGUGGAAGGUAUACCAAUCAAAGAGAUGAUACCAGAUAUGCCAGCCAGAAAGAUCAGAGGCGGUAUGUGGAUCAGAAAGAAAACACCAAAUACAACUCCCAAAAGGAUUCUAGUAAAUACUCAAAUCAAAAAGAAGCCAAAAGGAAUGAUCAAAAAGAUGGCGGAAGACAAGCAGAAGGAAAAUAUACCAGACGGUAUUCAAAUUCAAGAGAAGGUGGUAGAAAUUCAGAUCAGAAAGCGGCAUCCUCAAGUAGAUAUUCCGAAUCAAGCCAACAUGGAUCCUCUGUUGAAACCAAAUUUACAGAGAAACCAAGGAAGCUUGAAGAGGUAGAAGCUGUUAAUAAGAUAAAAAGUAACGAGCUUAAAAGCUCUGAAUCAUUACCCCCAGAUCAAGUGGAUGCCCUUCCUGUAUUCCAUGAGAAAUCAAGAUUGAAAGGAAAUGAAAAAAUAGAAAUUGAUGGUACAUUUGAUGGUCAGAAUGGGGACAGAACAAAGAAGAGAGAUAAUCCUCAGAGAAGGAAGCCCAAAGAGCUUGUUGAUAUUUCCAAGAAAAAAGAAAAGUCAAAUGAAACAAAAGGUGUAUCAUUUACACCUGUGCUAAAGUCAUUCACUGUGAAUAAAGAGAAAAAUGAACUUCCUGAGAAAAAAAUUAGCAAUUCAGGGCCAACCUCUGCUUGGACUAAACCUCUAGUUGCAGCUGCACCUUCGGGAGAUCAAGUUAAUUCUACCAUUAAAAAUUCAGUUGAAGAAAGUCAAUUGAGUACUAAAGUUGAACCUAAACAAGACCAGAAAGCAUUACUUGACACACCUGAACAAUUGGAUUCAAGGGCCAGUUAUAAAGAUUUUGAUGAGUAUAAAGGUAGAUCCCAUAGAGAUAGAGGUCACAAAAGGGAAAGAGAUGAGAAAAGAAAAGAAAGUUACAGGGGAGAUGAUAGGAAAAUGUAUGAUAGACGCGUCAAACGAGAUUACUAUCCCACAAGAGGCCGUGGGAGGGAACUGUCAACCAGGGGAAGGGGACGUUUUGACCAAAGUAAUAAAGGUCACGGAAGAACCUUUGCUCCAACUCAGAAAGGUCGUGGCAGGGGAGAUAGAGGAAAGAGAUCAAAUAGAGAUGGUAGUCAUUUCUCUAGCAAUGUUGGAUCGAAGAAGGUAGAUGAAAGUGCACAGGAGAUGUAUUCAGAAGUGCAGACACAAAAAAAUAAUGGAAAAGAGGUAAGAAAUGAAGCAACUGCACAAGAACACUUGACGGAUUCAGAUGUCAACAAGAGGAUGGAGCCGAACCAUAAACAAAGUAACAUUGAUGAUGAUGACCAUCACCUUAAGCCUGAUGAAGAUGCAGAAGAAAAGUUUAGGGAGCGAAGAGAUGGUAGACAGCAGGACAGUAGGAGAAACGAAGGCCGACGAUAUGAUGAUUCUAGGGGAUCAAGAAGGAUGGAUGGCUCUUCUAGAAGAGGACGUGGUGGAUUUUCAAGAGGAAGAGGUAGAGCAGGUAGAUUUACUGGUAAUUCUGCUAGACUAUAUUCAAGUGAAAGACAUGUGCAUGAUGAUGAAUCUCAAUAUAGUAAAAAAUCAGAUAAUGUAUUUAAAGAAGAUGAUGAUAAAAAAGUCUAUCAUAGUAGAAGACCUGACCGAAGGUCAUUAUCAAAAGAUGAUGAUGAGCAAAGAAAGAGCUCAAGAUAUGAUAGACGCAGUACAGAUCACAGACGAAGACAGAAACCCGAAAGACCACCACGCUUCCAAAAAAAUGCGAGCAAAGCUCGCAGCAAGGAUAUUGAAACUUUUUCAAAUCCAGUUACUAAAGAUGUUGAACCAGUUGCCAGUUACGGAGAAGUCUCGAGUGAAAGCGUUGUCAAGCCCACUCUCUCACAUCAAAACUCUUCUGAUCAAAAUAAUGAAGACUGGGAGACUGCCUCAGAAAGUAGCGAAUUUAGUGAAAAAAUUAAUAAGAAAGAAAAAGAAAAUCAGGAAGUAGUGGUCAAUGUAUGUUUAGAUGAUAAGGUCGAGCCAAUUGAACCAAAAGAGUCUUUGCCAAUUAAGAAGAGCUUCUCAAAUCAACGACCUGGAAAUGAAAAGUCUGCUCGUCGUGUCAAUACAGAUUUCAGAGUGGAUAACAGAAGCAGCCAUCGCAGAGACCAAAGAGUAUCGAGGGGUGGUGGACAUAGUAACAGAGGUGGUGAACCAAGACGGGGGGGAUCAGGUUUCCCCAAAUCUACAAACAAGCGUAAUGGAGUUAAGCCAACAAGUAGUAAUCAUAAUUCAGAGAAUAGUGUUGUCAGGCAGCAGAAUUUGUUGUACAGAGUUGAUGACAUCGCACUCAACAGCCCACAAGAAGUAACAAAUGCCUUAGCAGAUGCAACAACAAAGUUAAGUGGAGCUGGAGUGAAGAAAGUGCACGAUUCAAAACCCAAGACAGUCACAGAAAAAAAGAGGGAUGUUUUAGCAGAUUAUGACCUCAAUAAUUAUGCUGGUGUUGUGAUUAUUGACAAUAAUCCUGAAGUGAUUGUAGAAGAUCCCAAUGACCUCAUGACACCAGAUGAAGGAUUUCAGGAAGUGAUGUCAAAGCAGUCGCGCAAGAAGAAAGCCCAGCAAGAGGAGGAGCGAAAGAAGCAAGAAACCAGUUUUGCUGAGAUCAAGAAACCAAAACUUGGAACUAAUAUGAAGAUGCGACAUGUACAAGGAAAGGCAUCAAAAUCUUCACCUAGCAAAGAGAUGAGUGGCAAGGCAGGGAUAAGCAAAUCAAAUGUAAAAACUUCAAAUCUAGACUCAGUACAGGCCACUAGCAGUUCCCCUAUUUCAGGCAUUGCAUUUCAAGGGUCAGCAUCUCUAACAGCCAAAGCAACACAAGUUAAUGCCUGGAGUAAACCAUUAGCUGUGACGCUAACUCCUGGGAUGACCCCUGCGAUGAGGGCUUCAGCUGCUGCAGAGGUCAUUGUUAAAAGUGAAACGGAGCAGCAUGAUAGUGGCAUUGAACUGAACAGUGAUCACCAGGCAUCUGCACCGUCGUCACAAACAAGUUCACCCACCGGUGAUGUCAAAGGAGAUUCAACAUCUACUGAUCUCCUGGAACAUGUCAAUGAUAAGAUAAGACAACAGAAAUCAAAGGAAACCGGCAUAGGUGUCACUAGUAAAGCUAAUAAUUACAAUGUGGAUGGUAUAAAAUCAGCAGCACCCUUGCAGGAUCUGGUCAAGUUCUCUGCAUCAUAUGACCCUAAACUCUCGUCAGAGAAUCAAGACAAUAUUGAUGCGUCUAAUAUUUUUUCAUCUGAACAGCAAUUAGGAGUGAAAUUCCAGGAAGAAACUCGAGUUGAACCUUCAAGCAGAAACCAAUUGAAUCAAUUGGACCACUUUGACGAACAUGUACGGACGACACAGAGUCAUCAUGCUGCUUCAAGGAGUAUAGUGCAGUCCCAUGAUAAUUCAAAAAAUCGGAUUGUUGGGCAACAUGCAUCGGUCAAUACAUCACAAAGCCAAGUUGGCCAACAGCAGGCAACUGCUCUGCAAGCAACAGAGAUGCCUCAUUCCAUUUCAUUAUCACAAGCUCAAGUACAAAGUGGAGUCAGUUUAGCAAGGGAGCCAAUUGAGAUGCCUAAAAGUUCUGAAGACAGUGAUGUCCGCAGAUCAAAUUCAGAUGCUACGAUGAAGCACAAAGAAACUUGCGAUAACAAACCUUUGCAAAUGCCUCACACAAUGCAAAGGGAACAGCUCCAAAUAAAUGCACAGUCGCCAAAUUCUCCUGCAACUGAAGAACUAACAAAGAGUAUAAAGUCAACCAAAAAGUUAUGGGAGUCACGGCAAAGUUUGACAGAGCGAGCUCUAUCACCCGGCAGUAGCAGUAUAACAACCCAAACUCAAGCUGUGUCUGCAACACCAACUGUCCAAAUUUCAAGCUCACCAGAUUUCACAGAAUUUCAAAGGCGGCAGCAUGUUAGUGAAGGAAUCAGCCUGGGAGCCCAAUCACAAUCAGGUGUUACAUUUGGAAGUUUUGGUAGUGAUGGUGAGCUCGGAGACACGUCAGACAUCACCAGUCAUGAGAUAAACACGUCCAGUGUAGCGGCAUCAUCAAGUGAAAACUUUGUUUCAUUUAACGGACAAACUCUUACUGGGCAGCAUCAGUCUGGCAAUUCUUAUAUGGUUCCAGCUGGGUAUAAUCCCGUUCUUGGUGCCUUCUCCACUGCUGCAAACAACAUAACAUUUCCCUCUGUGGUUCUCACUACCACAAUGGAGACAAAACCAAUUAGUGGCAGUAUUCCAAAGGGUCCAACUGUUGGAUUUAAUCCAUCAAUGAUUAUCUCAAACUCCGCACAGCACACGCAGUUUGGAUCGGUUAUAAGACCCAGCAAUCCAUCACCAAGUGUGCUGGCACAAGGGCACGGAAAUCAAGUAGCUGCAUUCCAGAGAAGCGAUACAGGGCGAAUGAUGGGCUCCGGUGUAGCACUUACAGGUCCAUCCCUUGCAUCGGUUAUCCAGCAUCAGCCAUCUAGCAAUUAUCAAUAUGGAGUUGGGCAGACCCAUCAUGCUAUUGCACCAUCACCACCUGCCCAACAGUCGUUUGCUUCAGUUGGAUUCAUUACGAACCAACAGCAGCAGCAGCAACAAAAUCCUUUACAACAAGCAAAUCUUGGGAUUUUAUCUCAAGGUCUGCCAUCAUCAUCAUCUCUGCCCAACCAAACCUUCCUUGGAUUCAGCUCUCUUGGAUUUUCACAAGGUAUUGACAAUGCAAGCAAUGCAUCAUUAAUUGGCAAGCCCUCCCAACCUGGUCCAUCCAGUUUGACUGCCGUUACCAAGACUGUGUCUAGCCUCCAAUUCAACAAUGUUGCAAAUGUGAAUAUGCAGCCUACGCACUUGUAUGCUCAGAGGCCAACUACUCCAGUUGCAAGCCAGCAGAAUUUAAUUGGAUCGACCCUCGUACCAGCAAUACAGCGCAACAUCCAACAGGCGCAACAACCAUCAUCCUUCUUUGCUACAAACAACCCGGUCGGUUCUCUGCAAGCAUCCAACACCUAUUUCAGUUCGCUACAAGCACCGCAGGCUAAUUCACUUCAACAGCCAACAGUGCAACAAAUGCCGCUGCAGCUAACGCCUACAAACCAGUUCCAAUAUCAUUCACAGGCACAAGCUAACAUGCAUCAAUCUUCUUCAAAUAUGCCUUCUGUCCAAUCGACAACAGUGUUUGGUAAUUUGGCACCAGCACAAAAUAGUUUCUCAAGAGCAAUGGGCCAGCUGCCUGUUACUUCUGCUGCAUCUAACACAUUUUCCACUCCAGUGGACAAGAAAAUGGAAUUCUUAGCAAACCCUUCGAUGAUCACACCGCACACUUCUGAACGUAAUCUGUCACAGCGUUUCAGUGAUCGACCAGGAAUGCCAGGUAGGAUGAUCGUUGAACGGAACAGAAGCAACGUAGCUAUCAGCGACUUGCAGCAACAUGUCGAUGCUAAACCAUUCAAUCCGGUGAAGAGAAAUGAGUUGCCUUUCCAGCACAACAUGGUCUGUCCUCCCUCCAACAGGAUACCAAUGAAGUCGUCAUUCAGCAAUGUACCGUCUUCAACUUUUAUGCCCACUAACAUCAACAGUGACAGCGCUCUACAGCAGAUACACCAACCAGAUAUGCCUAUGAGAUACAUUUCCACAGCAACAACUAAUGCUGCUUUCCAAAAAAGUGCUCAAAACAAAAACAUAUUUCCUAUGGCUAGCAAUCCAAAUACAACAGUGAUGACGUCGUCACCACAGACUACCAUAGCAUCGUUGGCGCCAAAGCAGCAGCAUACAUCUAAUCUCUCACAACCUGUCCAACUUGUAGUUCAGCAUCCUAAUGCUAGAAAUCCUACAAAAGAUGGACAUCAACCUAGAGGGAUUAGUGCUCCUGCAGUACCUCGUUUUCCCAAUCCGGUGAUCUCCCAUAGAGCACCAGCUUUUGGUUCAUCCGUUGGAGGAACAGUGUUUCCUGUUCCAAACCCAGGAAAUAUGAAUGCAUUUCAUCAGUCUGUCGGUCAGCAAGCAGCACAGGCUCAUAAUAAUGCAAUGACAAGGCAAACCAACCCAGGAAGUGGAUCUAUCGCUGGCCAAUUAUUAAACCAAAAUAGAAAAGUUAACUGUAAAAUGAGUGGUAAUUAUUCAGCACGGCCAACUGCAUCCAAACCAUAUGAAAAAUUGACCCCUGAUGCAUUGAAAGCGAAGCAAGACAAAGAGAAAGCAGCUCUGCUGGCCUCAACAAGGGCAUUCUUUCAUGAUAUGAACCAGCAGAAGUCAUCAGCACCUAGUAAAGAUGCUGUAGAUUCAAAAGGUUCCCAACCAAAAAGCAGUUAAAUUCUGCUGUUUCUUCUUUUAUGAUUCAAUAUAGGAGAAGCGGUCUUAUUUAUUGACAGUGGUGUCAUAUCACAACUGAAGAAUGAUUAAUAUAGUUACUUUGUACAUAAGUGAAAUGAAUCUAAUGUUAUCUUGCAACUUUUGAAACGUAUAAUGACACAAUAUGUUAGUUUGUGUUGCUUGAAGUUCUAGUUUGAUUGUCUUUGACAGCUUUUUUUAAGAUGGAAUAUUUGAUACCAAUGAUAUUUGCUGUAAGAUUUGCUUUAAAAGUUGUCAAUAAAUUUCAUCUUUGCAAAUAUUCCAUCAGUGUGUAAAAGUAGAAACAGACAGUUUAAAAAAUAAACUUGAUUAUUUCAACAAAGUUGUGUUGAUUUAUAAUUAUUAGCUUGAUAACAUGUGUACUAAACAUGCUAUUCUCAUGUUUUCGCCCCAUUUGUUUAUUAAGUGUUUCCUGUUAUUUGCCAGCAGUUUAUAAUGUUUUCUUUUAUUUUAAAAAGUAAUAUAGUCAUUUAGGUUUUAGUUUUGUAGAUGUAUGUUUUGUGCUUAAGAAGGCAUAUUUGAGUGUAUGGUGUUUUUUUUGUGGGCUCUCUUGUAAAUGCAAUAUAUAUAAUAUAUAUAUAUUGUAUAUUGAAAAUAAAUUUCACUAUUCUUUGUUAUUGGAUAUAGAUACACAGAGAUAUAAAACAAUUAUCUGUGUAAUGAUAGCAUUGUUAACUGAUUCACCAUGUUGAAGCGAGCCAGUUAUCAUCUUGCUUGCUAUCAACUUGAUAUUUAGCUGGCUAGAAAAAACUUUGUAAUAUUGUAAAGGUGUUGUAGACUUAAAAUUCACAAUUCUAUGUCUGGUAUUGUAAUAAUAAUGUAAAGAAAAUAAUGACAAAUUAAUUAGAUGUUGAAGGUGUGAGAGAAACGUAGCAUUGUUACCGGGUGAAAAGAAUGUCGGUGACCGUUUGGGUAGAGGAAUCUUGACUUAACUUUUCAGGCCAUUCAGUCAGCUAGUUUCAUCCAUAGACUAGUCAUUAAGGAAGCAGUGGGUUUUAGAUUGCAUGUUUUUUGUGACUGAUUGUAGCUACAUAUUUUUUUUUUGUCUUGUUUACCUGAUGCAGAGGGAUGGUGGAAUGUACUGGUAUUACAGUGCUAUUCUUCUCUAUGAGGACAUUGUGUGUAAACUACUCGAGGCUGUAGCUUGAGUGUAGCAGCAGCAGUAUACUAUGUCAUUCUAGGAGCUGCAUUCCAAAGGACAUUAAAAGUACCUUUGAACGUUUA
Anneissia japonica is the source of this 9690-nucleotide messenger RNA. Its product is annotated as protein PRRC2C-like. The record is from RefSeq and is a predicted model, not a curated record. Gene Ontology annotation, biological process: cell differentiation. The coding region runs from base 1 to 8427 and encodes 2808 amino acids. Lineage: Eukaryota; Metazoa; Echinodermata; Crinoidea; Comatulida; Comatulidae. The transcript has 16 exons.